Megachile rotundata (alfalfa leafcutting bee) is the source of this 1531-nucleotide messenger RNA. Its product is annotated as histone H2A.V. Lineage: Eukaryota; Metazoa; Arthropoda; Insecta; Hymenoptera; Megachilidae. The record is from RefSeq and is a predicted model, not a curated record.
UUUCAGGUACUGGAAUUAGCAGGAAAUGCAUCUAAAGAUCUAAAGGUUAAACGUAUUACACCGAGACAUCUGCAACUUGCUAUUCGUGGUGACGAAGAAUUAGAUAGUCUCAUUAAAGCAACUAUUGCAGGAGGAGGUGUUAUUCCACAUAUCCACAAAUCACUGAUCGGAAAGAAGGGUUCUCAAAAGCCAGCAUAAUUUAGUGAUUUGUUCAAGAACGUUUGAAAUCUAUAGAGAAAGCAGAUGCAAAGCGGCAGAGUGAUUGUUGACAAAGUGUACCUAUGUUACUAAAUUGAUGGCGAGACUGGCGUGAUAUAUAUAUAUAAAUAUAUAUAGAUAUAGAUAUAUAUAUAAAUAAAGCAAAUAUUGAUAUAAUUUAAUAUAGGCAAUGAGAGUUAAAAAGAAAAGACAUUUUCAUCACUUAAUUGGCAUUCAAAACAAAAAAAGUUAACAAUAUAGGUUUAAACUAAAUAAAUUUUAGUGUAUGCUGCACUGCAAUUAUUUGACGAGCGAUGUGUUGUAGCAUGGCUUGCUCAAAACUGCAGAUAUCUUUGAUACUGUACACGGAUACUAAAUGUUUUGAAAGUUAGAGUAUUUAAGGACUUGGAUGUGUCAAUUGUUAUGUAUAGUUUUAGAUAAAAAGAAAAAAAAAAUAAGGAAAAAUUGCUUUAGUUCUGUUCUGUUCAUGGACUUCUUUUAAAAGUAUCAUACGCAAGUUCUUAUGUUUUCUACUCGAAGAUCGCGUCAGUGUUACGCUGAAAUGUAUAAUACGAUCAAGUAUUAAUAGUCUUUAUGUUACUUUCAGUGUAUUUAAAAAUUUCAAGUUUGAUUUAAAUAUAUACCGUGCAUGUAGCCGCAAGAUGCAUACUCAUUCUUGUUAUUAAAUACUCUCAACUGUCUUAUAACAGUAUGAAAUGUGCAUAAAUAUGUUUAGGCGGAAAUUUUUAUUUUGGACAAACAUAUUCCAAAAGCGUUGUGUUGUGAAGAUUCAUUUUUAAAGUUUUCAGUCUCCUUAGCAUUACAUGUAGGUAUGUAAGAUUAGUUGGCAGGUUAUAAUUCUACAAACAUUGUUUCCAUUUUGUUAACUUCUUAAAAGUUAAUGGUAUCUAUAAAUAGUAAUUAAUGGAUCUCAAACGUUAAACUGACACAAAAUUAUGCGUUGCAGCUUAUGGUACACAGUGUAUUAAAAUCGUGAGACUGGAAUCUUUGAAGUUCAUAGGCUUAGUAAAAUUACAGUAAGAGACAUUUCGACGUUGCACUUUUCAAACGUAAUUCAUCUUUAUUCCGGUAGUGUUCAAUCGAUGUAAAUUCUAUAGUAGAAAGAUUGAAGCAUACAAACGGUACACGUUUUCCAAGAAAAUUAUCAUUUUCGUAUCAUUCUUCCUUUUUCACUUUAUUAAUCGUAAAGCUAUUGUUACUUGUGUCAUUUAGCGUAAUUUUCGCUGUACCUUCGGUAUAUUAUACCACAUAUUGAAUAAUCAGCCAUAUGUAAAAUGUUCAUUUUCAUAAUAAAGAGCAAUUUUACUAUUAA